AUGAGAUGGAGAGGGCUAAGCAUCCGGCACACCGCCUGCAGGGAGAGCCUCACCGAUGCUGUCGUCAUUCAUACAGACAUCAUGUCCUCCCCACCACCACCAGCACUGUCACCAUCGCCAUCAUUACCAGCACUGUCACCAUCACCAUCAUCAACAGCAUCAUCACCACUAUCAUCAUCACCAGCGUCAUCACCAGUGUCAUCACCACUAUCACCAUCACCACCAUCACCAUCACCACCAUCACCACCAUCACCACCAUCACCACCAUCACCACCACCAUCACCACCACCACCAUCACCACCAUCACCACCAUCACCACCAUCACCACCAUCACCACCACCAUCACCAUCACCACCAUCACCACCAUCACCACCAUCACCACCAUCACCACCACCAUCACCAUCACCACCAUCACCAUCACCACCGUUACCUCCAUCACCAUCACCCCCGCCCAGCACACCGCCCUCCCCCCGCCCCCCGACGCCGUCUCCUCCUCUUUCACCUUCCCCCUCGCCGCCACCAUCCUCACCACCAUCACCACCAUCACCACCACCACCAUCACCACCACCACCAUCCUCACCACCACCAUCAUCAUCCCCCUCACCACCACCACCAUCCUCACCACCAUCACCACCACCACCAUCACCACCACCACCACCACCACGAUCACCACCACUAUCACCACCAUCACCACCACCACCACCACCAUCACCACCACCACCACCACCACGAUCACCACCACUAUCACCACCAUCACCACCACCACCAUCACCACCACCACCAUCACCACCACCAUCACCACCACCACCAUCACCACCACCACCACCAUCACCACCAUCACCACCACCAUCACCACCAUCACCAUCAUCACCAUCAUCACCAUCACCACCACCAUCACCACCACCACCAUCACCACCACCAUCACCACCAUCACCAUCAUCACUAUCACCACCACCAUCACCACCACCACCACCAUCAUCACCAUCACCACCACCACCAUCACCACCAUCACCACCAUCACCACCACCACCACCACCACCAUCAUCACUAUCACCACCACCAUCACCAUCACCACCACCACCACCACCAUCACCAUCAUCACCAUCAUCACCAUCAUCACCAUCACCACCACCAUCACCACCACCACCAUCAUCACCAUCACCACCAUCACCAUCAUCACCACCACCACCAUCACCACCACCACCACCACCAUCAUCACCAUCACCACCACCACCAUCACCACCAUCACCACCAUCACCACCACCACCACCACCACCAUCAUCACUAUCACCACCACCAUCACCAUCACCACCACCACCACCACCAUCACCAUCAUCACCAUCAUCACCAUCACCACCACCACCAUCACCACCACCACCACCACCAUCAUCACCAUCACCAUCACCACCACCACCACCAUCACCACCAUCACCACCACCAGACAGGGACAGGGUCCGGGAGGCCCAAAGGGAGGCCGUGCCCCAGGCAGAGAGCUCGGCGGACGGUGCCUUCCGGGGGCAGAAGGAGCCUGACUCGGGCCAGGGUGAGGCGGAGGGCGCCCGGGUGGGCCUCGCGCUGCGAUGA
Messenger RNA from Phyllostomus hastatus (greater spear-nosed bat), 1584 nucleotides. Its product is annotated as basic proline-rich protein-like. The transcript is spliced from 6 exons. Lineage: Eukaryota; Metazoa; Chordata; Mammalia; Chiroptera; Phyllostomidae. The record is from RefSeq and is a predicted model, not a curated record. Bases 1 to 1584 code for a protein of 527 amino acids.